AUGGCUUCAAAGAACAUGAAGACAAGCAUGGCUCUCUACCUCACCUUCAACCUCGUCUUCUUGGGGUUCGUCUCCGCCCAACCUCCAGUGAUCGAACCUUUGAUGUGUCCACUAUCAGUGACCCAACUCAAUCCUUGUGUCAGCAUACUUGGCCUCGUCACUAUUACUCUCACCGCCCAAAAUGUGGCCACCUGUUGCAAUGUCUUAGCUGGAGUUGGUCUUCCUAAUGCACCUGAAUGUGCCUGUGAGGCCGCUAGAAACAGCCUUCUCGGCGGACUCGGACUUGGUCUCAACGUCAUCACUGGGAGAGUGAAUGAGCUUUUCAGCCUCUGCCCUUUAUCACAGCUACCAGUUGAACAUGACGACAAUCAUGAUGGCUCUCUACCUCACCUUCAACCUCAUCUUCUUGGGCUUCGUCUCGGCCCAAAAUCCAGUGGCCGAACCUUUGGUGUGUCCUCUUACGGCGACCGAACUCAGUUCUUGGUCAGAUUACUUGACGAAAACACUGCUACUCUCACCGGCCCAAAUGUGGCCACCUGUUGCAAUGUCUUAGCUGGGGUUGGUGUUCCUAAUGCGCCUGAAUGUGCCUGUGAGGCCGCUAGAAACUCCAUUCUCGGCGGAAUCGGACUAGGUCCCACGUUCAACACUGAUAGAGCGACUACGCUUCUCAGCAGCUGCACUGUAUCACAGCUACCAGUCGGUGGUGUCACCUGCAGCUUAUAA
Messenger RNA from Microthlaspi erraticum, 723 nucleotides. The record is from the annotation of a GenBank genome assembly. NCBI's taxonomy places the organism in Eukaryota, Viridiplantae, Streptophyta, Magnoliopsida, Brassicales, Brassicaceae.